Molecule: messenger RNA, 2206 nt
Organism: Drosophila persimilis
Lineage: Eukaryota; Metazoa; Arthropoda; Insecta; Diptera; Drosophilidae
Product: DDB1- and CUL4-associated factor 10 homolog
Exons: 3
Coding region: 180-2045 (621 amino acids)
Cellular component (GO): Cul4-RING E3 ubiquitin ligase complex
Molecular function (GO): protein binding
Source: RefSeq, a predicted model, not a curated record
GUAGUGAAAACCGCGAUUGUAUUUUUGGCUCGUCACGAACUGUCAGUGCAUCCCUCGUCGGCCAAUCGUAAACAGAAAGCGACACCCAGUGGCCCCAUCAAGCACUACCGUUGGCAGACUUCUUGUUGGCCAACAAUUUUUUAAUUUUUUUUUCUGAUCCUUACGUGUGAAUUAUAACCAUGGAGCAAUAUCUAAGUCGGCGCGAGAGUGGCUUCCGUUCGUGGGGCGAUGAGAACUUUGUGAUGCGGCGCGUAUAUACAAGCAUGAAUAUGUUUAACAGCUAUCACGCCAACUUGCGUCCCGACGAGGCUGGACGCCACACUGGGGCGAUUUUUAAUCUGGAAUUCAAUGCCGAUGGCAACGUGUUGGUGGCCGCCACCGAGCGGAAGUGCGUCUUGGUGUUCGAUGCCAUCACACAGAAGGAAAUCGUGAAGGUACCCGAUGCCCACACUGACAGCGUCAAUUGCAUCAAGUUCUUCGACGAUCGCCUCUUUGCCACGGGCUCUGAUGAUUUUACCGUCGCUCUGUGGGACUUGCGCAACAUGCGCGAAAAGCUUCGUGUCUUGCAUGGCCAUUCCAAUUGGGUGAAGAACAUCGAGUACUCGUCCAAGGACAAGCUGCUCGUCAGCUCCGGCUUCGAUGGCAGCAUCUUCACCUGGGACAUUGCCUCGCACACGGAACAGGGCCUGAUCUCGCAGCGUGUGUUCCAUGCCAGCGGCCUCAUGAGAUGCCGCAUCUCCCCGACGGGCGACAAGCUGGUGUUGUGCACCAGCGGUGGCUACAUCAUGAUCAUCCAUCACUUGGACUUGACCACAUUGCACAAAGACCUCAGUGGCUUCAGACCUGGCAUCUAUCGUCUCAUGCAGUUGGGCGAUCAGUACAUACCACAGGCGGCCAAAUACGAUCAUGUGUUCUCGCGGCGCCAGAAGAAGAACCGCGUGGAGCUGGUCACAGAUUUUCCGGAGCACAACGAUGCCGAGAUGAUAAUGGCCCUACAGAUUCAUCCGCACUGCCGCUGCAUGCUGACGCGCAAUGUGAGCUGCGACGAGCAGAGCGAGUGGACCUGCAUACACGACAUCAACGAGGAGACCCCCACGGCCGAUGCUGAGAUUGAGGAGGAGGUGGUGGUGCCAAAAUUAAAAAGACGCCACCCAUCCAGCACGUCCGGUCGUGCAGCCACUACGUCCGAGACUGCUCCAGCAACGGCUCCAGAAGGAAGCGUCAGUCAAGACGGGCUUCCGACGCGUCCGACACGCCGAUUCACGCGCGGCGGCUUGCAGGUAUUCCGAUAUAAUCCAACUGCCGGCCGUGGUGUCUCCGCCGCAUACGCACGGCAUCUGCAUGAGCGACCAGAAAGCUUUAUACCCGAUAUCUGGGCAGCAGAGGUAACCGUCCAAGAGCGUGCCACGCGCCAGAUUCGUGCGCGUGAGGCCAACAACCAAGUGAGUGGAUAUAACUUUGUUUAUGCCAUUAGCAGUGGAGUCUUACCAUUGCGUCAGGCGGCAGCGGCGGUAGCGGCCAGCCAACGCCAAACCACUGCCUCUCUACCCAGCUCCGAGGAUACCGAUCCAGAGAGAAGCAGCACCAGCAGCGGGGGCAGCAUUGGCGUCACAAACAACGGCACCACAGUGCGCGUCGAUAUCGGACCACGUCGUCUAGUCCCCUUUAUGGCCACCAUGGCACCAGAACUGAAAUCCAAUGACCAUUCCAUACUGGUGAAUGCCAAGAAACUCCUGUACUACGCCUCCGAGACGAACACAAAGCCGGGCUUCAUCAAGGAGCCGGGCUUCUCCGCCGACGGCCGUAUCAUCUGCUCGCCCUACGGCAACGGCGUGCGCCUCUUGGGCUACAGCGCCGACUGCUGCGACUAUCCCAGCUACAAGACUUUCGAGGAGGUCAAGCAGAGCCCGCGCCAGCUGGUGGAGCUCGCACACAUCACGGAGCACCAGGAUGUAGUGCUCUGCGCCAAGUUCAGUCCCCGGGAGCCCCUCCUUGUCACGGGCUGCAAUAGCGGGGAGGUGACCUGGUAUCGGCCCAAUCUUUAAGUUUUAAGUUUUUUAAUAUUUAAUAUUUUAUUUUAGCAUUUCACAGAAUUUGUAAAUUGCUUAGUUUUAUUUAAUGUAGUUCUUUUAUCCGGAACUUGUGACUGCCUUCAAGAAUCUCCCCUUGAGAAAUACAUGGAAACUUGUUGGACUGGACCGAUUAA